This is a messenger RNA of Penicillium lagena, 1752 nucleotides long. RefSeq names its product MFS transporter. Gene Ontology annotation, molecular function: transmembrane transporter activity. Lineage: Eukaryota; Fungi; Ascomycota; Eurotiomycetes; Eurotiales; Aspergillaceae. Gene Ontology annotation, biological process: transmembrane transport. The coding region runs from base 1 to 1752 and encodes 583 amino acids. The transcript has 6 exons. The record is from RefSeq and is a predicted model, not a curated record.
AUGUCAGACCACUUUUCUAUGGAAGAGAAUCUGCAGAAAGCUAUGUCAGCCUCAGAGGACAUAGAAGUGUCUCCCACGGAGUCACGUCAUGAUCUAGAGUCUCAAGCGUCCCGGGAGUCGCAACAGUCGGAAGACUCUCAUGAAUCUCGCGAGUCUCAGGAGUCAGAGAUUGCGCACGAGCCUAUCCAGCAGCGGUAUGAAAAACCAUCAUAUUCUCGUUUUCGACGUGUCGCCUCGAAGACAAUUGUAUCUUUUGGUCCCCAUGAUCCAGGGAAUCCUGUAAACUGGAAAAAGGGAAAAAAGGCGUUAGUUCUCUUGGCGGGUGUCAUGCAAGUCAUGAACAGCACGAUCGGCUCUUCCAUUUGCAGCAAUGCCAUCCCUCAAAUCGGUGACACCUUUAACGUCCACAACGAGCAGCUUCUGGUCCUACCCAUCUCCGUCUUUCUCAUCGGCUACAUCGUUGGUCCCCUGAUAUGGGGACCAAGUUCCGAAUAUUUCGGCCGGAAACGCCCACUUCUCAUCGCCUUCUGCGGCUUCAUGAUUUUCACACUGGCAUGCGCGCUAUCAAACUCAUACACCUCACUCCUAAUUUUCCGACUGUUCAAUGGAAUGAUGGCUUCUGCGCCAAUUGCUGCUACCGGUGGACUGUUUGCUGAUGUCCAUGAUGACCCAACUCAACGCGGCCGUCUCAUGGCAUAUUACAUGGCCUGCACAACCUUUGGACCGAUUAUGGGGCCUUGGGUCUCUGGAUUCGUCGCUGUUGUCAGCUGGCGGUGGUGCUUCUGGAUCGGGCUUAUUUGCGCCGGUACCACGUUGCCACUGGUCAUAUUUAUGCCAGAGACGUAUGCCCCUGUAAUCUUGAAGCGUCGGGCAAAGAAGCUGCGCAAAGAAACCGGCAAUUCAAACCUUUGGUCGCCACUGGAUAUGGACAGUCGCAACCUCAAACAAAUGUUUCUCAUCACGAUCUCACGACCCUUCCGCAUGCUCAUCCACGAGUCGAUUGUUUCUUUGACUUCUUUGUACCUGGCGCUGGCGUACGCUAUUUUCUAUCUCUAUUUUGAGGCAUAUCCGAUUAUCUUCCAAGGCAUUUACGGGAUGAGUCCUGUUGGUGUUGGUGCGAUUUUCGCCUGCAUAGUGUUCAUUUGGUAUGACGGCUACCUCGCCCGAGCGAAAGCCCGUGGCGCCCCCUGGGCCUACAUCGAGGAGUACAGACGACUGCCCUUGGCCUGUAUCGGGGGCCCAUUGUACGUCAUCUCCCUUUUCUGGGUGGGAUGGACGGCAUCGCCCAAUAUUCAUUGGGUCGUCCCUUUUCUCUCUGGCAUCCCCUUCGGAAUGGGGUAUCUAUUGAUUUUCAUGGCUAUGCUCAACUAUCUCACCGAUGCCUACGUGACCCUAUCUGCCAGCGCUCAAUCAGCUGCCAGCUGUACACGAAGCAUAUUUGGUGCGAUACUGCCCCUCGCCACCAAGCCCAUGUUCGAUCGCCUCGGCGUGCAUUGGGCAUGCAGCCUGAUUGCGUUUCUGAGUCUUGGAGUGUCCAUCAUCCCGUUUGCAUUCAUCCGUUUUGGCGAUCGAAUCAGAGCCAACAGCAAGUUCUGUCAGGAACUGAAACGGAUCAGAGAGGAAGAACGUCUUGAGCUCGAGCGAGAGGAAGGUCUAGAGGCCGACUCCAACAAUUUGGAGAAAACCCCUUCGAUCCACACCAUCACAAGAGUGGAUACGGCUCGCACAGACAAAGCUUCGAUCAUUUUCUAA